UCACCACCAACACCAAAUCCACAGAGAUUGUGCUUAUCAGGGAGUUGAUUCUCAUUCUAGUCUUUCGAGGCAGAUGGGUUACUCCGUGGGGAACUUGGCGGUGGUGGUGGCGACGGUGGUGGUGCUGGGAUUAUCGAUCGCGGUGGGAAGGAGCGCAAACCUGGACGUUGUGAGCGGGCCGAAUUGCAACGGCACCGUAGCUACCGACGGCAAGACGGUCGGGUACAUUGCCGGGGCUUUAACGGAGUUGGGUGCGGUGACGCCCGUGAAGGGCGGGGGUCAUAACAAGAACUGCAAGUUCCCCGAUGGCAAAUCGGGAUCGAUCUCCGGCAGCGCCAGUUGCAGAGACGGCGCCGCAUUGUUGGAGCAUCGCUUGCCUGGGGAAGGCGGAAGGGAAGCUGGUGGAUCAAUGUAGGAAUCGGACCGAGGCUUCCGUCCAGCUUCAGGGUUGCCAGAUUCAGUACGCCAAAAUCAAGUAGACCCAAGACAGACACACUCUUUCCGUUAUUGAAGCAAAGCUGCCGUGCUUUUUAGCCGCGUUCAGGCGAUUUUCUAGCCCGUCGGCGUCCUGUUUCCUUUUGAUACUGGCAAUGGUAUGAAGUAGAGGUGGCAAAUAGAGUGGAUUGGUGGAUUGGAUUGGUGGAUCCAUGGAUCAAACGGAUUGGAUCUAAUGGAUUGGUGGAUUCAUGGAUUGGAUCAAGUGGAUUGGUGGAUUAUCUAUGAAUCCAAAUGACAUCCUCAAUCAAGGACCAAUAUGUAAAAUGUAAAAAGUUUAGGUACUAAUGUCAUAAUGAAAAAUUUUAGGUACCAAAAUGUAAUUUUCCAAUGAUAUUUUUUGUAUAAAAAUUUAAAUUUUAGGUACCAAAAUGUAAAAAAUAAAAAUUAUAGGUACUAAAUCGUAAUUUGCUAAUGAUCCAUGGAUCCAAUCCAUGAAUCCACCAAUCGAAUUGGAUUUGGAUCAAAUAGAUUGGAUUUAAAUGGAUUGGAUUAGGUGGAUAUUUUUAAUGGAUUGAUGGAUUGGAUUGGUGGAUUGGAUUGAAAUUGCCACCUCUAGUAUGAAGCAUGCGAUUGUUGUUUAUUUAUUGGCAAAUACAAUUUUACAGUAAAAACUAUUACCUUGGUGUCACUAAUAGUCACUUUUGGCCAUACCACUAAUAGCCACUUCCGUCCAAUUGUUUAACGCUUUUAAUGUGAAGUGUGACUGGACAAACGGAGAGGUUUACGUGGCCCGCCUGAGUUUUACACAAAAUGGGGAAAAAACCGAGAACCCCUAAUUUUACCCACCCACCUUUUUACUCUGUCUUAUCCACUUCUUCGAAUCCACCCACCCUUAUUCCCAUCUUCGAGAAAUCAGUAAAUGAGUCUUUUCGUCCUGCACCAUACUAGCAUUCAAUUUAUUACAUACAUCAAUGACAAUUGCAAAAGCCAUCUCUAAACACUUUACCAUUCAAAAUGGACACCCAUAGAACUGUCUGCCUGGGUUCGCUUCCAUUCCGAAUGUAUUGACCACACAUGGCUUCUUGUGUAGAGGUGGCAAAUGGAUUGGAUUGGUGGAUUGGUGGAUCCAUGGAUCUAAUGGAUUGGUGGAUUCAUGGAUUGGAUCAAGUGGAUUGGUGGAUUAUCCAUGAAUCCAAAUGACAUCCUCAACCAAGGACCAAUAUGUAAAAUGUAAAAAGUUUAGGUACUAAAAUGUCAUAAUGAAAAAUUUUAGGUACC
Messenger RNA from Linum trigynum, 1716 nucleotides. The record is from the annotation of a GenBank genome assembly. NCBI's taxonomy places the organism in Eukaryota, Viridiplantae, Streptophyta, Magnoliopsida, Malpighiales, Linaceae.